CUCCGCGUGCGUCAUGCGCUCUCUGCCGCAAAGCAUUGUGGGACGCGUGUCUCUUCCUUUCCGGCUCUGGGCGCCGUCGGGUAAGUCAUAAUGGGUGCCUACAAGUAUAUCCAAGAACUAUGGCGGAAGAAGCAGUCCGAUGUGAUGCGUUUCCUUUUGCGUGUCCGCUGUUGGCAGUAUCGCCAACUGUCUGCUCUUCAUCGAGCUCCUCGUCCCACCAGACCAGACAAAGCUCGGAGACUGGGAUAUAAAGCUAAGCAAGGUUACGUCAUCUACCGUAUCCGUGUUCGUCGUGGUGGCCGUAAGCGUCCAGUUCCUAAGGGUGCUACUUAUGGUAAACCCGUGCAUCAUGGUGUUAACCAGCUGAAAUUUGCCCGGAGCCUACAAUCUGUAGCAGAGGAACGUGCUGGCCGCCACUGUGGAGCCCUAAGAGUACUCAAUUCUUACUGGGUGGGAGAAGAUUCCACAUACAAGUUCUUCGAAGUCAUCUUGGUCGACCCUUUCCACAAGGCUAUCAGACGCAACCCAGACACCCAAUGGAUCACCAUGCCAGUCCACAAACACAGAGAGAUGCGUGGCUUGACCUCUGCUGGCAGGAAGAGCCGCGGCCUUGGCAAGGGUCACAAGUUCCAUCACACAAUUGGUGGCUCACGCCGUGCUGCUUGGAGACGGCGCAACACCUUGCAGCUUCACCGUUACCGCUGAUUUUUUUGCUUAUAAAUUUCUCGUUAUAAUAAAGUCAGCUAGAGGCUUUGGA
Sceloporus undulatus (fence lizard) is the source of this 757-nucleotide messenger RNA. It is a transcript of the gene RPL15, whose product is annotated as ribosomal protein L15. Lineage: Eukaryota; Metazoa; Chordata; Lepidosauria; Squamata; Phrynosomatidae. Gene Ontology annotation, molecular function: RNA binding; structural constituent of ribosome. Bases 91 to 705 code for a protein of 204 amino acids. Gene Ontology annotation, cellular component: ribosome; cytosolic large ribosomal subunit. The transcript has 4 exons. The record is from RefSeq and is a predicted model, not a curated record. Gene Ontology annotation, biological process: cytoplasmic translation.